CCGACAGAUGUAUUAGAGCAAACAGUCACUUGGUGUCGCCGUGCACUCAUCCUCACUGAUCCCCUUAUCACCCGUCGGGAUAUAAUCGCUACAAAAGUUCGACUAUCGCCUAGCCCAUUCGAAUGGGUAAUACAAGACGAUCGCUACCGUAAAUGGCUGGAUAGUAGUAAGAAACGCGAUAGGGACAGAGGCUCACAGCUGCUAUGGAUCUCAGGCACUCUGGGCACGGACACGACAAUGCUAUCUGUCUUUCUAACAGAGGAGCUAGAGAAACACACUGCGGUAGCAGAAAACGCAGAAUUGGUAUUCUUCUUCUACAACAGUAAAUAUAGAUCCGAACCCCGUGUAACAAACAGAAGCAACACAUCUACGCUUAUGCUCUACGGACUUAUAGGCCAAAUUGUCACUAAACGCCCAGAGCUAAGUCAGCACCUAUAUGGCAACUUGGAACGAUUGAAUAAAAUGCAGGAAAACCUCGAAGCAGCCCAAAGAUCUGAAGGAAUUUUCGAAGAAACCCCGGAAAUGUCUGCAUUUAUGUUGGACAUAUUUUGUACGCUUAUCAGAGCACCAGGACUAGGUACAAUGUUCUGCGUGAUUGAAGGAUUUGGCGAUUGUGAUAGGUCU
This is a messenger RNA of Bipolaris zeicola 26-R-13, 624 nucleotides long. RefSeq lists its product as uncharacterized. NCBI's taxonomy places the organism in Eukaryota, Fungi, Ascomycota, Dothideomycetes, Pleosporales, Pleosporaceae. The annotation marks the transcript as partial. The transcript is spliced from 2 exons. The record is from RefSeq and is a predicted model, not a curated record.